Theobroma cacao (cacao) is the source of this 1271-nucleotide messenger RNA. RefSeq names its product DUF2358 family protein (DUF2358). The record is from RefSeq and is a predicted model, not a curated record. NCBI's taxonomy places the organism in Eukaryota, Viridiplantae, Streptophyta, Magnoliopsida, Malvales, Malvaceae.
UAUUCUCUUCGGCUUUUCACAGUUUCUCGCUAGCCACGCAAACCUAUCCUGGAAACUUCCUACUUUAUUCUGUAGAAGAAAAAAUGGCAAUUCAUACCCUUUCGUUCUUCUAAUUCACGUUCUCCUGCUGUAAAAUUUCCUCUGGAAUCCUACCUCUAGAUGGCAUUUCUCUUACAUUCACCUGAAAUUUGCACCGCCUCUGCAAAAAUUUUCUCUAACCCUAACCAUAGCCCUAAAUUCCUCAAGAGCCUCACCAUCUCGAAGAAUGAUGACGAGAAAAUUUGGUCGAAGGCUAAGGUUAAAUUUGGUCUAAAAGAUGUUGGAGCUAUGGUUUCAGGUUCGAAUAAAAGCUUGAGGUUGCACGGACAAUUUUCGGCUCCAGUGAAGCGAGGAUCGAAGCCGAGUAAAGAGGAAGAGGAGAAGCAGAAUUAUUACGUUAACAUGGGGUACGCAAUUCGGACUUUGAGAGAGGAGUUCCCAGACCUCUUUUACAGGGAGCUCAGUUUCGAUAUUUACAGGGAUGAUAUUGUAUUUAAAGAUCCUCUCAAUACUUUCAUUGGAAUUGACAAUUACAAGUCAAUCUUCUGGGCACUGCGAUUCCAUGGGAGGAUAUUUUUCAAGGCUCUCUGGCUUGAGAUUGUUGGUGUAUGGCAGCCUGUGGAGAAUGUCAUAAUGGUUCGCUGGACUGUCCAUGGCAUUCCACGAGUCCCAUGGGAGAGCCGUGGUCGAUUUGAUGGCACUUCUGAAUACAAACUAGACAAGAAUGGUAAAAUCUUUGAGCACCGAGUUGACAAUAUUGCUUUGAAUUCGCCCCCAAAAUUUCAUGUGCUAGCCGUGGAGGAUAUAAUCCGAACCAUUGGUUGCCCCUCAACACCAAGGCCAACUUACUUUGAGAUUUCAUCAUCUUCAUCUUCACAGAGGACAUAGUAACAGCAAGGCUGUUUCCAAAUUUUGGUAUAUAGUGUGUGUCAUGGUUGAGUAAGCAUUGAGCAAUAGCUUGAGAUAAGUCUCAAUGUGUAAAGCUUGCUUUAGAUCACACAGCAAGCACUCGUUACCGCUUGGCUUGUAUCUGGUUGGUAGCAUCGGGAAUUAUGACUAUAUUCUCGUGUUAUGACCUCAAACAAUAUAAUGCAACAUUGUCCAAUAUUUGUAUAAUUUUGUACAGUGCAAGUUUGGUGUAAGUAGUUGUAGCCAUAAUUGACUAUCUUCGUGAUCAAGAUAGAGUGAAAGCAGCAAUAGUAAAUACUAAGAUCUGAAUGUUGUUUAACUGA